UUUUUUUUUUGUUUCUCUUCUCUCCUUUUUUUUAAUUCUACAAUGACGACUUUACCUUUCAACAUGUCAACACAUAAUACAACAGCAACAGUACCACUUAGUCGCGAUGAAAGAACUGAUGACUUGUCUUCUUUUUAUACUUCUUAUACUGAACAACCAACAACUUCAACUUUAAAUGAAUUACAAACUUAUGAAUUGAACAAUCAAACCUGGCAAAAUAUGUUGGAUACUUGGAUUCCUUCUUCUAUUAAUGAACAAAAACAAGUAUUGAAUCUAUCAAGUAUAUCAUUACCUCCUACUCCUCCAAACCAAUCUCCAAAUUCAUCUUUUGACUUGAGUUUUUUGACUUCUUUAUUACCAUCUCGUGAUUUGACUCCUCCUCGUUCUACUAUGCCUUAUUCUUCUUCUUCUAUACUUACUUCACCUUCUCCUCCACUUACAAAUACACCAACACCAUCAUUAUCAUCUUUAUCAUCAUCAUCAUCGUCAUCCAUAUCGAAUCAUGGUGCAAGCAAAUAUCGUCGACGCGCAUCUGAUCAUCCUCCUUCUCGUACCAAUCGACCUUAUCGACGCCGUGCCUCUUCUCAUCCUUCUGUUGCAUCCGUUGUUUCUUUAACUGCUCAUGAACCUGUAUCAGUUACUAUCAAUGGUAUUGAACAUAUUACUUUUUUAUAUUCUCAUGAUCGAUUGGUGAAAGAAUAUACUAUACGUACUGAUGUAAAAACUGUGGAUGAAAGUACUCUUCCCAUCGUGUUUAAAGCUCAGAAUACGAUUUAUCCAAGAGCUAACGUUGAAAGAAGUAAAUAUGAAGGGAAUCGAUGGGAUUAUGAAACCAAUUGUAACUCUUUGGGUUGGAAACUAUGUUGGUUGAAUCAAGAUCAACUUUGUGGUCGUCGUGGUCUUAUUCAGCGUGCUGUGGAUUCUUAUCGAAAUCGUCAUACUGAAAUGCGUUCAAGGAGGGUCACUCGUCAAGAAAAGGUUGCCAAUGGAACUCUUCGCAAGCGAAAAUCAAAGAAAUCUAUCGAUAUGAUGUAAUCAUUGGGUACUAUCUUCCUUUUUUUCUUAUUUCUUUAUCUUAUUUACUUCUCUGUAUCUAUCUAUCUAUUCUUAUUAUUAUUAUUACCAUGAUCAUCUAGUUUUGUCAUCAUUAUCCAUUUUUUUUUUU
This is a messenger RNA of Halteromyces radiatus, 1165 nucleotides long. RefSeq lists its product as uncharacterized. The record is from RefSeq and is a predicted model, not a curated record. The transcript is spliced from 2 exons. Lineage: Eukaryota; Fungi; Mucoromycota; Mucoromycetes; Mucorales; Cunninghamellaceae. Bases 43 to 1035 code for a protein of 330 amino acids.